AUGCUUACUCAGACCAACAACAUGCAGACGCAACCCCCCACUGGUGCGAUGAGCGACGAUGCAGACCGGCAGGAGCUGCAGGAGUAUCUGCGGGGGCUCGAGGAGGAGCGGCGAAAAGUGGAGGCCUUCAAGCGGGAGUUGCCGCUGUGCAUGCAACUGCUCACGGACGCGAUCCAGUCCACUCAGGCGCAACUCAAGGCCGAUGACGAGCCCAUGGACUCGGAUGACGUCAGCGAGCCCGAGCGCCCACGCGACCGCUCCCACCACUCCCACCGCCCCAUCCCCACCAUCCCCCCCCACCCUGCUCACCUCCCGUUUCCCCCCCCAUUUCGGGGAAGUCCCGCCUGGCUGUCGGAGGCUAUUUCGGUGAGAGCGGCGCAGCAGACGGGAGUGGAGCAGAGAGCUUUGGAGCAGAGGAUGGAGGGGUUGGGGCCUCCGCGCGGCGAGAGGGCGCCGGGGCGGCCGUUGCGGGAUGGCGGGGAGGAGCGUGCCGGGCCACAGUUGUUUCGCACGCCGGGCGCUUUUCUGCCGUUUUCAAGGGAGCAGCACAGCCCGCACGUCGCCCGGCCCUCGUCCCCCCGCGCCAUAACCUAUCCCCUCGCCGUCCAUCUUACGCCCGGUGGCCUCGCCGCCGGCUCGGGACAAGACCACGACGGCAGUCCAGCGUCAGUGCUCGAGGAAAGGAGGUCUCAGACGGCUCCCGCAGGCCCCUCAGACACCGAAGGCGGGCACUCCGGGGAGGGAACCGCCAUGGCCACCGACGGAACCGGAAGCACCGGGGCGAUGUCGCGCAAGCAGCGCCGAUGCUGGAGCCCCGAGCUGCACCGGCGGUUUGUGAACGCGCUGAACCAGCUGGGGGGGUCGCAGGUGGCGACGCCGAAGCAGAUCCGGGAGCUCAUGAAAGUGGACGGACUGACCAACGACGAAGUCAAGAGCCACCUCCAGAAGUACCGGUUGCACACGCGGCGGCCGAGCCCCAUCCCGACAAGCGGUGCGAGCCCCGGUCCCGGCCAGGUGGUGGUCCUCGGGAGCAUCUGGGUUCCCCCCGAGUACAACGCUGCGGCCUCGUCGGCGGCCGCGCUUUACGACGCCGCGACCGCGGCCGCGUCGGCGCCGUCCCAGGCCGGGCACGCCCCCUCGCUGGACGAAGCCCGGGGGAUCCCCCCGGGAGCCUUCCAUUCUUUGGACGAGGCCCGGGGGAUCCCGCCGGGGGCGUUCCCGUUUUUCCAGGUUGCGUCGGGGCUCCUCGCGGGACGGCACCGGCCGUCGGCGAGCAGCACGGAGAUGGACCUAGGCGUGUCCGGGAGUGGAGAGGAGGGAGGGCAAAACCAGGGGGGGUUUCUGAAAGCCGAAGUCAAAGAGGGGUCAGCGUUUGGUGCGUUCCGGGCGUUCAAGCCCCUGGGCGGAAACCAAGCGGAGCGGAAUGUCGAGGACACCGAGCCGGUCCACCGGGAGAGGCGAGCCGCGGCUGCCCCGGACGACGCGAGCGAGUCAAUGAGAGAGGAAGUACCCAAGGUGAAGCCCCCCGGGCGAGAUUUGGACGAGGAUGAGAGCAGCGAGGGGGAGGUUGUCCACCGCGGAUUUAGGAACUUUUUGCCCCCCCGGCCCGAAGCGAGCGCCCAGAAGCCGGGCUAGCUGAGCUUGAGCACGCGUUAGCUGAGGUCAAAAGUAGAACAGAGCGAUAACUUAGCUACAGCGGCUACGUCAGAACGAGGCAAGUGUACAGGUGGGCAUUGCAGCUGAGGCUCUUCUUCUGCGCUGAAGGCUCCUGCCUAGUCAAAAGUAUUGACGGGUGUCAGUGUGAUACCGCACAAAGGACGAUUGAUCGUACCUUUGAUGCACUAUCUCGAACUCUCAAUCUGCCCGGCCUUGAGGCUGGGUGACCCAAAACGGUCGUUGCGCAGGAAAUACCAGCUAUGGGCGCGGGUCCGAUGUCCGGAUCGCUACCAAUCGAUGGACUUGCAC
Molecule: messenger RNA, 1965 nt
Organism: Klebsormidium nitens
Lineage: Eukaryota; Viridiplantae; Streptophyta; Klebsormidiophyceae; Klebsormidiales; Klebsormidiaceae
Source: the annotation of a GenBank genome assembly